Molecule: messenger RNA, 11388 nt
Organism: Oncorhynchus kisutch (coho salmon)
Lineage: Eukaryota; Metazoa; Chordata; Actinopteri; Salmoniformes; Salmonidae
Product: inositol polyphosphate 5-phosphatase OCRL
Exons: 23
Coding region: 670-3516 (948 amino acids)
Biological process (GO): signal transduction; phosphatidylinositol dephosphorylation
Cellular component (GO): cytoplasm; membrane
Molecular function (GO): inositol phosphate phosphatase activity; phosphatidylinositol-4,5-bisphosphate 5-phosphatase activity
Source: RefSeq, a predicted model, not a curated record
UUUUUUUUACCACGGAUUAGACUCUAUACAGUCCUUGUUCUCUGCAUUUGCAUCCAUAAAGUUUGAUUUGUUAACCCAGUAAGCCUAGUUAGCUUGCUAGGAAUAUUCUGUCCAUAGAAUUAUAAUACAAAAUAGAAUUAAAUAGGAUCUCUAUGGCUCUGUCCAUGUGCAUGUCUUGGAAUCGCAACAGCCUACAAACUCUUGCUUUUUGCUUCAGUUUCCAAAAACAAUGUAACCAAAUAACCAGUUACUUGGUCCAUACAGUAUAUGGUCAUGAUGACUUACUGUUUUGUAGGUUGUGCAUCUGUACUAACUAGCUUAACAAUUUUUUCUCUCAAUAAUACUACAUAAGCCUUAUACACGUCUUCCAUUGUUAUUAACAUAUAGCUCCAUUUGAAGUAUUUCACAACAACCUUGAAUAGACAACAGUCUGGAAUAGCUAGUGUGGUUAAAUAUUUGUUGACCAAAUCAUAGCCACUAUUCUGGUCACUCGGCCUAUUUGUAGUUUCAUCUUCAAGUUCUAGCCUGCCCUAGUGUGUGUCCCUGCCCUCUCAUCAUUGCUGCUGGUUCCUUAAUAGUGAUGCUCAAACUGUAAGAGGACAGGAGGUAAGGCUGUCCGGUCAGAAGGAGCCCAGGCUACUGUCACUGAUUGAGUUCUCUGGGGAGUUUAUGUUAGGUGUUUUGGCUAACCCUGAUACUGUUGUGUCCUGUCCGGUACAUCAGUUGUCCAUACCCAUCAACAGUCAUUUUCAGAUUGUGCGAGAGGCUGAAGAAGCGCUGCUCAUUGACUUGCCAUCAAAAACUUGCGUUAGGAUACGGGUCAGAGGGGAGAAAGCCCUGGAGCUGAUUCUGGAGCUCCAGGAUGAUGAGCGCAGCCAGUCCUUCUUCUCCCAGUUGAAGAGAGCCAAGCAGCAAGUCGAGUCCAAAAGCAGGCAAAUCAAAGCGAUGGAUCCUAUCAUGCCGGCUCCCCGCAAGGUCUCUGUCCCAGUCCCACCCAUCCCUCCUCAGAGAGGGAUCCACAAAGCUGUCAACUCUCACACCAAGCCCACCGGCGUACCGCCACCGCCUCCCAACCUCAACAACAGCUCUUCAGCCAACCAGACCGGCACAGCUGACAGACAGGACCCAGCUCUCUCUCUGGCCAUAGACUUUGGCUUCGAGGACAACUUCAAUAAUUCCCUCAAAGUGGAGGAGAAGAAGAACCAGCAGAAUGGCAUCGGGCCUCCCCGGGAAGCUCCUCCAGUUCCCCCUCUGCCUCCACGUAAAGGCUCCUACACUCCCUCCAAUCCUCUCCCACCCACACCCCUCCCCACUUCCAAAGACAGAGUUUCGUCCAUACAGGCUAAAGAUGCCGCCUUCAUCACGCCUGCCAAAACAGAUCUUAGUGUUGACCGGCCCACCUCGUGGUGUGACAGCCCCACCACCAACAGCAUGCGGAACGCCAUGUUCUCCACUCAGGCCAGCCAGAGAGAGUACCUCAUCAAACACCGCCUGGCCAAGAAGGAGAAGGAGUACGUAGACAUCAAGGACUUCAGAUUCUUUUCUGGAACGUGGAAUGUGAAUGGCCAGUCUCCAGACAGCAGUCUAGAGCCCUGGCUGUGUUGUUCGCUAGAACCCCCUGACGUCUACGCUCUGGGUUUCCAGGAGCUGGACCUGAGCACAGAGGCCUUCUUCUAUCUGGACUCCUCUAAGGAGCAGCUGUGGGUAGAGGCUGUGGAGAGAAGUCUGCACCCCAAAGCCAAGUACAAGAUGGUGCGUACCAUUCGACUAGUGGGCAUGAUGCUAGUGGUGUUUGUCAACAAGGUGCACAAGAAUCACAUUAAAGAGGUUGCGGCGGAGCACGUGGGAACUGGCAUCAUGGGGAAAAUGGGCAACAAGGGAGGUGUGGCGGUGCGCUUUGUGUUCCACAACACCAGCUUCUGUUUUGUCAACUCCCACCUGGCGGCCCACGUCGAGGACUUUGAGAGGAGGAACCAGGACUACAAAGACAUCUGUGCCCGCAUGAGAUUCCACAUGCUAGACCACCCUCCCCACAAUAUCGUCAAACACGAUGUAGUGAUCUGGGUAGGAGAUCUGAACUACCGGUUGUUUGUGUACGAUGCAGCUGAGGUCAAACAGCUCAUCUCCCAAAACCAACUGAGGAAACUGCAGGAGUAUGAUCAGCUGAAUAUCCAGAGACAGAACAAGCGAGCGUUCACAGACUUCAUGGAGGGAGAGAUCAAUUUCAUGCCCACGUACAAGUAUGACGCCAAGACGGACCGCUGGGACUCUAGUGGGAAGUGUCGUGUCCCAGCAUGGUGCGAUCGGAUCCUGUGGAGGGGCAGUAAUGUGAAGCAGCUCCACUACAGGAGUCACAUGGAACUGAAGACCAGCGACCACAAGCCUGUCAGCUCCCUCUUCAGUGUCGGGGUGAAGGUGGUGAACGAGGCACGCCACAAGAAAGUCUUUGAGGAGAUCGUGCGCAUGAUGGACAGGAUGGAGAACGAAUUCCUUCCGUCUCUGGCACUGACCCACAGAGAGUUCACCUUUAAGGACGUCAAGUUCCGCCAGCUGCAGCGGGAGAGUUUUGUGAUCUCUAACGAUGGGCAGGUCGCCUGCCACUUUGUCUUUAUCCCCAAGCUCAACGACUUGCAGUACUGCAAGAACUGGCUCCGCGCUGAGCCCAGCGAAGGCUUCCUAGAGCCUAACGAAACUUUAGAGAUCUUCCUGGAUGUGUACGUGAGCAAGGACUCGGUGACGCUGCUCAACUUGGGAGAGGACGCCAUCGAAGACAUCCUGGUGCUGCACCUGGACCGAGGCAAGGACUACUUCAUCACCAUCUCCGGCAACUACCUGCCCAGCUGCUUCGGUACCUCGCUGGAGACCCUGUGCCACAUAAAGAAGCCCAUCCGGGAGGUCCCCAUCACCAAGCUCAUCGACCUGGGAGAGGACAGCUACAUGGAAAAGGAGAAGUCCAGGGUGAGCUUCCUGAUGGUGGACAGUGCCGGCACGGAGGACAAGCCCUUAAAGAUUCCCAAGGAGGUGUGGCUGCUGGUGAACCACCUCUUUACCAUGUCCUGCCAGCAGGAGGACCUGUUCCAGACACCGGGCCUGCAGGAGGAGCUGCAGGGUGUCAUCGACUGCCUGGACACCAGCAUUCCUGACUCCAUCCCUGGUUGUAACCACUCAGUGGCCGAGGCCCUGUUGAUAUUCCUGGAAGCUCUGCCGGAGCCAGUGGUCUGUUACGAGCACUACCAGCGCAGCCUGGACUGCUCCCAUGACAGCCGCCUCUGCAAACAGUUGAUCUCCCAGCUGCCCCGGGCUCACCGCAACGUCUUCCGCUACCUGAUGGCAUUCCUCAAGGAGCUGCUGAAAUAUGCCCACAACAACAACCUCACUGCCAACCUCAUAGCUACCCUCUUUGCCAGCCUGCUCAUCCGACCCCCGCCCAACAUGGUGGGCCGACAGACAGCGCAGGACCGACAGAGAGCCAUCGACUUCAUUCUGGGCUUCCUCAUGGGAGGGGACGAGGAGUGAGGGGUCAGGGGAUCAGACAGCCGGGACCUUUUGAUGACAGACUGAGGAAUGGGGUUUUGGUGGACAUACGGUCCAUGUAUGUGUGUAAGGGACCAUGGUGGAUUGUGUUGUGGGAGAACAAACAGUGCAAUUAUAUGGGACCCUCUCUUAUUAGACUCUUAUCAAUGCCCCAGCCUUUGUAGUGCUGUACUUCAGUCACUCACAACCAUCACCAUUAACCAAGUCCCAUAGUUUUCAUCUCUGCUCAUUGUGUGGCUGCAGGACCAGGAGUUUAGGUGUUGGGCAGCUUGGAGUGACAGUGAACAGUCAACUGACUGACUCCCCAGGCAACCCAUGCCCCAUUCAACCCCCACUGAGGACUGUUCCGUGCCAAAACAACUCCCUUUACCUGAUUUGAAUGUGAACUCUGAAUGGAAGUACAAUAUGUAUGUAGGAACCCACAGAUACUAAGAUAAUGAUGAUCUGUUAGUACGUUACACUAAAGAUACACGUAGAGGGUCAUGCAGAAAAUUUGGAUCGCAUUCUACCUGGUGGAUACUCCUCUCAGAGUGAAUGAUUCAACCCAUGGGUACGUAGAGAUAUCGCACGCAAGAGACUUCUGGGGAACACAGAGAGACUAAAUGAAUCCUUGCUUGUCCGAAAUACCGACCAAGGAAGUUUGACGCUCUUCUACAAGAUAAUGAUGACAAUCCGGAGCAGUCCUUUCUGGGAUCUGGGAGACAUAUUGGGAGAUGUGUUAGAACUGUCAGUGGGCUAUGGUUUAAACAAAUGUUAUUUAUGAUUUAUAUUCUUUCCUUACAUAACUUUGUACCAUCUUUAGAGUUUAUUUCAACUUCAUACUUCUUUUAAGAGACCACAUUUUGGAUAUUGAGCGUUAUCGUGAGUUAGGCUGAUUUCUCCAUUCAAGUACAUUACAACUCUGAACACAAGUCACACUAACUUGACACUAACUUGACAGUAGAGUGAUCAGUCAUCCCUCCUGCUUGUACAGUAUGUGCUAUUCUACGGGCCAGUUUCUCAGACCCAGAUUCAUCUUAUUGGAGAGUUAACAUUCGCGAUUGAGCAUGCUUUUUUUUGUUGUUCAAGAGUGGUUCAAUGUGGUUGUCUCAUCCAGCUAUCUUAAGAUGAAUGCACUAAUUGUAAGUCGCUCUGGAUAAGAGUGUCUGCUACAUGACUAAAAUUAGUUGGCUUUUAGUCUUGAGUCUGGGAAAAACCCUCCCUACAGUGUGCUACAGAACAUAACAAAGACAAACCCACUACGGCAUCGAUGUCUUAACUGUUGCAAACAGUCCCUCUCCUGUCCGCAUUGACCUCUUGUGGGUUUUUUGACUCUGCUGUCACCUCUUAUUAUGGUGGUGUUCAAUAUGUAUGUAUUGUUUGUUGGUCAUGCAGGUACCAUCGUUUAAAUGCUUGUUUAUAUGUUUAUUUUCUCGCUUCAGCCUCGUCUGCCUCGCUGUCUGCCUUCAUACUGGUUAGAGCCUCAUUGUAUUGGGCCUGUGUGCUCAGGCAGGGGCCUUGUCACAGUCGAUUCAGACAAUAUAAUGCCCUGUUUUACUGUCUUGAGUUUCAUCUAAAGUAGCACCCUAUACCCUAUAUAAUGCACUACUUUUGACCAGAGAGCGCUGGUCAAAAGUAGUGUGCUAUAUAGAGGAAAGGGUGCCAUUUCGGACGUACCCUAAUACUUUUUUCAGUGGCAAAGCAUUUUUUACAGUGCAGGUUGAACAGGAUUUAGAUGUUCAUUACUCUCCGCUGAGACAAAACAGUUUUUUCCCCCUAAUGCUGUCGUGGAACGUGUUAUGGUUGUGAAACGGGGAACUCUAAUGCUGUCGUGGAACGUGUUAUGGUUGUGAAACGGGGAACUCUAAUGCUGUCGUGGAACGUGUUAUGGUUGUGAAACGGGGAACUCUAAUGCUGUCGUGGAACGUGUUAUGGUUGUGAAACGGGGAACUCUAAUGCUGUCGUGGAACGUGUUAUGGUUGUGAAACGGGGAACUCUAAUGCUGUCGUGGAACGUGUUAUGGUUGUGAAACGGGGAACUCUAAUGCUGUCGUGGAACGUGUUAUGGUUGUGAAACGGGGAACUCUAAUGCUGUCGUGGAACGUGUUAUGGUUGUGAAACGGGGAACUCUAAUGCUGUCGUGGAACGUGUUAUGGUUGUGAAACGGGGAACUCUAAUGCUGUCGUGGAACGUGUUAUGGUUGUGAAACGGGGAACUCUAAUGCUGUGACAUUUCUACAGUGUUUAUUCCCUUUGUUUUCCACACUGUCGUCUAGUAACGUUGGUAAUAAGGCGUGAAAACAGCUCCUGGCUGGCCUGUUGUGUGACGCGCUUGGUCUAUGACACUUGUUUCCACUGGAAACGUUUCCCUCUCUUAUGUCUCUAGUCAACUAAUCUAGCCAGAAAAGCAUGUUACCUAGUCAACAGACAUGUACUGUAAUCUAGCCAGAAAAGCAUGUUACCUAGUCAACAGACAUGUACUGUAAUCUAGCCAGAAAAGCAUGUUACCUAGUCAACAGACAUGUACUGUAAUCUAGCCAGAAAAGCAUGUUACCUAGUCAACAGACAUGUACUGUAAUCUAGCCAGAAAAGCAUGUUACCUAGUCAACAGACAUGUACUGUAAUCUAGCCAGAAAAGCAUGUUACCUAGUCAACAGACAUGUACUGUAAUCUAGCCAGAAAAGCAUGUUACCUAGUCAACAGACAUGUACUGUAAUCUAGCCAGAAAAGCAUGUUACCUAGUCAACAGACAUGUACUGUAAUCUAGCCAGAAAAGCAUGUUACCUAGUCAACAGACAUGUACUGUAAUCUAGCCAGAAAAGCAUGUUACCUAGUCAACAGACAUGUACUGUAAUCUAGCCAGAAAAGCAUGUUACCUAGUCAACAGACAUGUACUGUAAUCUAGCCAGAAAAGCAUGUUACCUAGUCAACAGACAUGUACUGUAAUCUAGCCAGAAAAGCAUGUUACCUAGUCAACAGACAUGUACUGUAAUCUAGCCAGAAAAGCAUGUUACCUAGUCAACAGACAUGUACUGUAAUCUAGCCAGAAAAGCAUGUUACCUAGUCAACAGACAUGUACUGUAAUCUAGCCAGAAAAGCAUGUUACCUAGUCAACAGACAUGUACUGUAAUCUAGCCAGAAAAGGCAUUCAAAGUUGUAAAGUGUUUUUAAUAUGGCAUGAUUUUGUAGCUAACACAAUGACAGGCUGUUAAUCAAAGCACUUAACAGUUUGGUUGUCUCUCUGUCAGCUCUCACCCAGAGAGGAUUUUGAGUGGAGUUGGCCCAAGUCGUGUGUGACUUCCGGACUGCAAUCAUCCGUACAGGACAUUCUAAAAUGGGCCCGAUGCGCUUGCAGCAUUCUUCAGAGUUGUCAUAGACUUAAGCGCUUUGCUUAGCUUUGCCAAACCAUGAUUGGCCCUGGAUGGAUUGGUCCUACCUGUUGUCUCGGACUCUUACCGAGGAGGAACAGUGAAUCUGAGAUUGUCAUCUCAUUCACAACACAAAGCUUUUACAUCAAAGACGAGGUUAUCCCCAGCUGCAGAGAUAUUGUCAGAAUUGAAUAUUCAAAUUGGGAAAUGAGCCCACAUUCAUGUUGUCCUAGCUGUCCCUUCAUCUGUGGUCUGUCUGUGUUUUCAUGUGUUGUCUUUUCCUGCUCUGCUCCCCUUCAUACUGUGGCUUUUUAUUUUUUAUUUAUUUUUUUUAACCUUUAUUUAACUAGGCAAGUCAGUUAAGAACAAAUUCUUAUUUUCAAUAACGGCCUAGGAACAGUGGGUUAACUGCCUGUUCAGGGGCAGAACGACAGAUUUGUACCUUGUCAGCUCGGGGAUUUGAACUUGUAACCUUUCGGUUACUAGUCCAACGCUCUAACCACUAGGCUACCCUGCCGCCCCAAUCUCUGUUGGACCCUCCAUUCUGACUCCACUGCUCCUCCUCAAACUGCCGGCGGUAGGAAGACACUCUCACCAUGGCCAUGGUUGGUUUACUGGGACUGUAAUGGUCUGUCUAGUAAUAAUGCUACAUGUGCACAGCAGUUUUUGGUAUUUUUAAUUUAUUUAACGGAAAUAAAAUAAUGUAUGAAAAAAACACUUUGUAUCUAACCUCUUUUAUUGGUGUACCCAGUUGUUCACAGGUGAAACACUCAACAGCCCUCUGGGAAUCCUUUCUAUCCUGUAAAACACCAUCUAGAUGAAAAACAACAAUAUUGUGACAGACUUACUAUGGCUGACUUGUCUGCUCUAUGUCAAAUGUCCAGCUGCUGACGCUAACCCCUGUAGUUAGACCAGUCAGCGGGCUGGGAUGAAACAUUCCCCCUCAUCUCCAUGUAUAAAGUCCUCAACCUGGACUCACUAUCAUCUGUUUGGCUGUGUUAGUUACUGUAGCCCCCACCUGCAGUACCAGUCCCAGUAAACCAACCAUGGCCAUGGUGAGAGUGUCUUCCUACCGCCGGCAGUUUGAGGAGGAGCAGUGGAGUCAGAAUGGAGGGUCCAACAGAGAUUGUGGGGCAGUAUGGAGAACACUGUGCACCGAGGAUGGUUUACUACAGGAGAUGGGCUGUAUGGAGAACACUGUGCACUGGGGAUGGUUUACUACAGGAGAAGGGCUGUAUGGAGAACACUGUGCACCGGGGAUGGUUUACUACAGGAGAAGGGCUGUAUGGAGAACACUGUGCACUGGGGAUGGUUUACUACAGGAGAUGGGCUGUAUGGAGAACACUGUGCACUGGGGAUGGUUUACUACAGGAGAUGGGCUGUAUGGAGAACACUGUGCACUGGGGAUGGUUUACUACAGGAGAAGGGCUGUAUGGAGAACACUGUGCACUGGGGAUGGUUUACUACAGGAGAAGGGCUGUAUGGAGAACACUGCACCGAGGAUGGUUUACUACAGGAGAAGGGCUGUAUGGAGAACACUGUGUACCGAGGAUGGUUUACUACAGGAGAUGGGCUGUAUGGAGAACACUGUGCACUGGGGAUGGUUUACUACAGGAGAAGGGCUGUAUGGAGAACACUGUGUACCGAGGAUGGUUUACUACAGGAGAAGGGCUGUAUGGAGAACACUGUGCACUGGGGAUGGUUUACUACAGGAGAAGGGCUGUAUGGAGAACACUGUGCACUGGGGAUGGUUUACUACAGGAGAAGGGCUGUAUGGAGAACACUGUGCACCGGGGAUGGUUUACUACAGGAGAAGGGCUGUAUGGAGAACACUGUGUACUGAGGAUGGUUUACUACAGGAGAAGGGCUGUAUGGAGAACACUGUGCACCGGGGAUGGUUUACUACAGGAGAAGGGCUGUAUGGAGAACACUGUGCACUGGGGAUGGUUUACUACAGGAGAAGGGCUGUAUGGAGAACACUGUGUACCGAGGAUGGUUUACUACAGGAGAAGGGCUGUAUGGAGAACACUGUGCACUGGGGAUGGUUUACUACAGGAGAAGGGCUGUAUGGAGAACACUGUGCACUGGGGAUGGUUUACUACAGGAGAAGGGCUGUAUGGAGAACACUGUGCACCGGGGAUGGUUUACUACAGGAGAAGGGCUGUAUGGAGAACACUGUGUACUGAGGAUGGUUUACUACAGGAGAAGGGCUGUAUGGAGAACACUGUGCACUGGGGAUGGUUUACUACAGGAGAUGGGCUGUAUGGAGAACACUGUGCACUGGGGAUGGUUUACUACAGGAGAUGGGCUGUAUGGAGAACACUGUGCACUGGGGAUGGUUUACUACAGGAGAAGGGCUGUAUGGAGAACACUGCACCGAGGAUGGUUUACUACAGGAGAAGGGCUGUAUGGAGAACACUGUGUACCGAGGAUGGUUUACUACAGGAGAUGGGCUGUAUGGAGAACACUGUGCACUGGGGAUGGUUUACUACAGGAGAAGGGCUGUAUGGAGAACACUGUGCACUGGGGAUGGUUUACUACAGGAGAAGCGCUGUAUGGAGAACACUGUGUACCGAGGAUGGUUUACUACAGGAGAAGGGCUGUAUGGAGAACACUGUGCACUGGGGAUGGUUUACUACAGGAGAAGGGCUGUAUGGAGAACACUGUGCACUGGGGAUGGUUUACUACAGGAGAAGGGCUGUAUGGAGAACACUGUGCACCGGGGAUGGUUAACUACAGGAGAAGGGCUGUAUGGAGAACACUGUGUACUGAGGAUGGUUUACUACAGGAGAAGGGCUGUAUGGAGAACACUGUGCACCGGGGAUGGUUUACUACAGGAGAAGGGCUGUAUGGAGAACACUGUGUACUGAGGAUGGUUUACUACAGGAGAAGGGCUGUAUGGAGAACACUGUGCACUGGGGAUGGUUUACUACAGGAGAUGGGCUGUAUGGAGAACACUGUGCACUGGGGAUGGUUUACUACAGGAGAUGGGCUGUAUGGAGAACACUGUGCACCGGGGAUGGUUUACUACAGGAGAUGGGCUGUAUGGAGAACACUGCACCGAGGAUGGUUUACUACAGGAGAUGGGCUGUAUGGAGAACACUGUGCACCGGGGAUGGUUUACUACAGGAGAUGGGCUGUAUGGAGAACACUGUGCACCGGGGAUGGUUUACUACAGGAGAUGGGCUGUAUGUAGAACACUCCCCUGAGGAUGGUUUACUACAGGAGAUGGGCUGUAUGGAGAACACUGUGCACCGGGGAUGGUUUACUACAGGAGAUGGGCUGUAUGGAGAACACUGUGCACCGAGGAUGGUUUACUACAGGAGAUGGGCUGUAUGGAGAACACUGUGCACCGAAGAUGGUUUACUACAGGAGAUGGGCUGUAUGGAGAACACUGUGCACUGGGGAUGGUUUACUACAGGAGAUGGGCUGUAUGGCGAACACUGCACCAAGGAUGGUUUACUACAGGAGAUGGGCUGUAUGGAGAACACUGUGCACCGAAGAUGGUUUACUACAGGAGAUGGGCUGUAUGGAGAACACUGUGCACUGGGGAUGGUUUACUACAGGAGAUGGGCUGUAUGGAGAACACUGUGCACUGGGGAUGGUUUACUACAGGAGAUGGGCUGUAUGGAGAACACUGUGCACCGAGGAUGGUUUACUACAGGAGAUGGGCUGUAUGGAGAACACUGUGCACUGGGGAUGGUUUACUACAGGAGAUGGGCUGUAUGGAGAACACUGUGCACUGGGGAUGGUUUACUACAGGAGAUGGGCUGUAUGGAGAACACUGUGCACUGGGGAUGGUUUACUACAGGAGAUGGGCUGUAUGGAGAACACUGUGCACCGAGGAUGGUUUACUACAGGAGAUGGGCUGUAUGGAGAACACUGUGCACUGGGGAUGGUUUACUACAGGAGAUGGGCUGUAUGGAGAACACUGUGCACCGAGGAUGGUUUACUGCAGGAGAUGGGCUGUAUGGAGAACACUGUGCACCGAAGAUGGUUUACUGCAGGGUGUCUCAACCUUUUUUAUAACAGAGGCUGGGAAGCUUCUUGGGGGACUUCUUGCAUUAAACUAGAAUGUAGCAGACAACCCUCUGAUGGACCGGGCAGCAACAUCUUAGGGACUGUUUCUGGUCCAGUCACCAGAGUUUGAGUGACACUGGUUUACUAGAAGGAGGCUAAUGGAAAGAAUAUGAUGUUCGUAUUGUGUUGUGAAAAUUGGAGAUGGGUUGAGACAUACAGUACUUGUAAGGUUUAUGAUAAUUUGUCCGUUUCAGAAUUCAACAAAGUUUGAGUUAUGACCAGAUGUUUGUUUUCUUUCACUGAAGUAUGUCUGAGUAAGCUUUGCACUAUUUCUAUAUACAGUAUAGAAUGUCACUCCGUUUAACAUAGUCUUUAGUGUUAGUUACGCCUUGUUCGUUGUUCGCUGCUGAGGAGUGUACGUGUGAGAAGCUGGUCCAAUUCACUGAAGACCACAGCGUUAUUCUCGCCCUGAUCGUUUUGUGGCACUCA